Besnoitia besnoiti is the source of this 2349-nucleotide messenger RNA. RefSeq lists its product as uncharacterized. The record is from RefSeq and is a predicted model, not a curated record. The transcript is spliced from 15 exons. Bases 1 to 2349 code for a protein of 782 amino acids. Gene Ontology annotation, biological process: protein K69-linked ufmylation; response to endoplasmic reticulum stress; regulation of proteasomal ubiquitin-dependent protein catabolic process. Gene Ontology annotation, cellular component: endoplasmic reticulum membrane. Lineage: Eukaryota; Apicomplexa; Conoidasida; Eucoccidiorida; Sarcocystidae. Gene Ontology annotation, molecular function: UFM1 ligase activity.
AUGGUGUCGCUCGAGGAGCUGCAGAGGCAGUUCAUGGCCGUGCAGGAGGCGGCGCCCACGCAGACGCUCUCGGAGCGCUGCUGCGUCGACAUCGUAGUGCGGCUUAUGGAGCAGAAGAAAAUUCAGCUGCUCACGACUUCCAACGGGAAAGAGUUCAUCACUGCCGAUGCCCUCGCGCAAGAAAUCCGCUCGCAUCUAGUCAGCCAGAGUGGGAGAGUUAACGUCAUCGAGAUGGCGACGGUCUUGGGGUUGAGUCCAGACGUCGUUGAGGCGAAGACCGAAGAAAUCACGCGCAAGGCUCGGCACCUGACGCUCCUCGGCGGCGACUUGAUCUCCACGCUCUAUCUCAACAAUGUUGCUGCAGAAAUCGAGGAAUUUCUCGAGGAGAAGGGUCAACUGACGAUCGCGGAACUCUCUCAGAAAUACUCUCUCCCCGCGGAUUUCAUGCGGCAGGAAGUUCAGGAGCGCCUCGGGUCUGUCAUUCACGGCGAGCUGCGAGAUCAGUAUUUGACAACCUCGCACUUUGCCCGGCGCGUUGAAGGCGUUGUUAGGGGGGCUUUGACAGGCGCCUGCCGGCCCGUGGCGCUCGCGGAUCUUUCCGCCGUUUUCAGCCUCCCCAGUGACAGCGUCACGGCCGCCGCUGCACACCUGCUUCGCACGGGGGAAGUCCAUGGGCGUCUGCAGAGCGGCGUCUUCACGCCAGCCUGUUUUGCGCGUAGCCAAAGCGACAAGGUGGCCAGCUUCUACAGAGCGAACGCGUUCGUCCCGUUUUCACUCGCCAAAGAGAGUGGAUUUUCAGAUGCGCGCAGCUACCUGCAGAAGGAGUUCCCAGAGGGCAUUCCGCUCGCCACGGUGUACGUACACCCGCAGCUGGUGGCGCCGCUUCAGGCGAACAUUCAAGAAGCUGUCUCGGCCUCGUCGUGGGCGGAUCUGAGUUCGCUCUUGCCUUCGGUCUUCACCUCUGAGGACAUGCGCAUGCUGCUGGUGCUCGCCUCCGGUCAAGCCGGGCAGCUCAGCGGCGGCGGCGCGUCGCCUUCUCGCAAGCCCCUCCCGGUUCUCGCCUGCGACGACGGCAUCGUGCUGUCGCAGGGCUUCCUGGACGCGCUCUGCGAGGCGGCCGCGCCCUUCUUGAGCAGAAAGGCCCUCGAAGCGGAAAAAAACAAGGUGCCUGCAGCCAAGCCAGUUGAGGUGCGACAAGAGCUCGGCACGGGGCAUCUCGUGCAAGCAGCCCUGCGCCGGUGGCUGGGGGCAGCGACGACUCCGAGGACGAAGGCGACUUCCGCAGUCGGAGGCGAGCGAAGGGCAGCAGGAGAGGGAAAGGCACUGGCGGAGGCGAGAAGAAAAAAAAACGUGGCGGCAGCGUUGCUGCCGUCGGCGGGAGUCACUCUCGCGGAUAUUAAGGAAGCAUGCGCGUCUCCAGCGCAAGAGUCAAGCGACAACGCCCUCGCCGACCUCUGGCUUCCUCUGCCGACCUCCGUGCAGGAGAGCGUCUGGGAGAAUGUCCAGGGCAGACUCAACACGCACUACCAAAACUGCAUCGCAGAGAGUCGCCGGUCUCUGCGUGAGCAGCAGCGAGCCAAGACGGAGCGGAAGGCGGCUGACUUGCAAGAAGAGUUCGAGGGCGUUUUUCUCGCAGUCAGGGCCUUCGAGACUCUCGGCAUCCUAGAGGAUGCGAAGCAUCCGCUCGUAGUCAACCUCUUCAAGGCCUCCGUCGGGCCGCUUGUUGACGCCCUCGUCGAGGCCGCAGUGGCGGAGGCGACGUCGGAGCCGCCGCAAGUGACGGCGCAGAAUCGCCGCCAGUGCGUCGAGAAGGCGGGUCGUGCAGGCGCCGAAGUCGAGGGUCUCCUGCGGGCCUGCGACGCCGCGCAGAAGCGAGCCGGUGCGGACGUCGUAGACGCGCUCCAGGCCGCGGCUGAAGACGCACACCUGCUGUUCAGAACGCCAGACAAGCGCCGAGUGAAGCAGCUGGUGACGGCGAAGAAGGCCGGCGCGCAGGAGCAACUCGCAGGCGCCUCGGCGUGCGAUCCGCAGGCGUUGCUCCACGCCGCGCUUUCUCUCCUCCUCGCUCAGCGGCUCUUUCCGCAAGGCUUCCUCGAGGUCCCCAGAGACUUCUGGGCGCUUGCGGCGGUUUGGAGUCUUCUUGCAAAAGGGUCAGCAGCUGCCGAGGGCGAGAAGGCUGCCCUCACGCUUACUGAUGUGCAGCCGCUGUGGCUAGCCCUCAGUUCGAGACACAAUUCGAAAGAUAAAGCGGGCGGAGACGGCUCCGCGGGCGAGGCGGAUACGCAGAAGACUCUCGAAGCGGAGGCGACCAAGCUGUUGGAGUCGUUCGCAGCGAAGAUGCAAAAAUAG